AUGAUUUGGUAUGUGGCCACUUUGAUAGCAAGUGUGAUCAGCACCCGAGGUCUUGCGGCUCAAGCUGCCCACGGCCUUCGAGAGGAGCCUGAGUUUGUUACUGCGAGAGCCGGUGAGGGCGUGGUCCUGCGAUGCGAUGUGAUUCACCCAGUGACGGGACAGCCCCCACCCUAUGUCGUGGAGUGGUUCAAGUUUGGGGUGCCCAUCCCUAUCUUCAUCAAGUUUGGCUACUAUCCCCCUCAUGUGGACCCUGAGUAUGCAGGCCGGGCAAGUCUUCAUGAUAAAGCAUCCCUGCGACUGGAGCAGGUUCGCUCUGAGGACCAGGGCUGGUACGAGUGCAAAGUGCUCAUGCUGGACCAACAAUAUGACACCUUUCACAAUGGUAGCUGGGUCCACCUUACCAUCAACGCUCCUCCCACCUUUACGGAAACACCCCCCCAGUACAUCGAGGCCAAGGAGGGCGGCAGUGUUACCAUGACCUGCACAGCUUUUGGGAACCCCAAGCCCAUUGUCACCUGGCUGAAGGAGGGGACACUCCUAGGUGCUAGUGGGAAAUACCAGGUGAGUGAUGGCAGCCUGACGGUGACAUCGGUCAGUAGGGAGGACAGAGGUGCCUACACCUGUCGCGCAUACAGCAUCCAGGGGGAGGCUGUUCAUACCACUCACCUGCUUGUCCAAGGGCCUCCCUUCAUCGUUUCCCCUCCUGAGAACAUCACUGUCAACAUAUCCCAGGAUGCUCUGCUCACCUGCCGGGCAGAGGCAUAUCCCGGCAACCUUACCUACACCUGGUAUUGGCAGGACGAGAACGUCUACUUCCAGAAUGACCUGAAGUUGAGAGUGCGGAUCCUGAUCGAUGGGACCCUGAUCAUCUUCCGGGUGAAACCUGAGGAUGCAGGGAAAUACACCUGUGUUCCUAGCAACAGCCUGGGGCGCUCCCCUUCUGCCUCAGCAUACUUAACUGUGCAGUAUCCAGCCCGUGUCCUCAACAUGCCCCCUGUCAUCUACGUGCCCGUGGGAAUUCACGGCUAUAUCCGAUGCCCUGUGGAUGCAGAGCCACCAGCCACCGUGGUCAAGUGGAACAAAGAUGGCCGCCCCCUGCAGGUUGAGAAGAACCUGGGUUGGACCUUGAUGGAGGAUGGCUCUAUUCGGAUUGAGGAGGCCACAGAGGAGGCUCUUGGCACUUACACCUGUGUGCCUUACAACACCUUGGGGACCAUGGGCCAGUCUGCUCCUGCACGGCUUGUCCUGAAGGACCCCCCGUAUUUUACGGUGCUACCAGGCUGGGAGUAUAGGCAGGAGGCUGGCCGGGAGCUGCUUAUCCCCUGUGCUGCUGCAGGGGACCCUUUCCCUGUCAUCACUUGGAGAAAGGUAGGGAAGCCCAGCAGAAGCAAGCACAAUGCCCUGCCCAGCGGGAGUCUCCAGUUUCGAGCCCUGAGUAAGGAGGACCACGGGGAGUGGGAGUGCAUCGCCACCAACGUGGUCACCAGCAUCACUGCCAGUACCCACCUGACCGUCAUCGGCACCAGCCCCCAUGCCCCGGGCAGUGUCCGGGUCCAGGUCUCCAUGACAACUGCCAACGUGUCCUGGGAGCCAGGCUAUGAUGGAGGAUUCGAGCAGACAUUCUCAGUUUGGUACGGACCUCUGAUGAAGCGGGCACAGUUUGGGCCCCAUGACUGGCUAUCUUUGCCAGUGCCACCGGGACCCAGCUGGUUGCUAGUGGAUGCCCUGGAGCCUGAGACAGCAUACCAGUUCAGCGUCCUGGCCCAGAACAAGCUGGGAACGAGCGCCUUCAGUGAGGUGGUCACUGUGAACACUUUAGCAUUCCCUAUCACAACUCCAGAACCCCUGGUGCUGGUUACCCCACCGAGGUGCCUCACAGCCAAUCGGACCCAGCAGGGUGUGCUCCUAUCUUGGUUACCCCCUGCCAAUCACAGCUUUCCCAUUGACCGCUACAUCAUGGAAUUUCGUGUCGGGGAACACUGGGAGACGUUAGAUGGUGCCAUCCCGGGCACUGAUGGAGACUUCUUUGCCAAGGAUCUGUCACAGGACACCUGGUACGAGUUCCGGGUUCUGGCCGUCAUGCAGGAUCUGAUCAGUGAGCCCAGCAACAUUGCCGGUGUCUCCAGCACAGACAUCUUCCCACAGCCGGACCUGACCGAUGACGGGCUAGCUCGGCCUGUGUUGGCUGGAAUCGUAGCUACCAUCUGCUUCUUGGCAGCUGCCAUCCUGUUCAGCACCCUGGCCGCCUGCUUUGUCAACAAGCAGCGCAAGCGUAAGCUCAAGCGCAAAAAAGAUCCUCCACUCUCCAUCACUCACUGCAGAAAGAGCUUGGAGUCUCCCCUGUCAUCUGGCAAGGUGAGCCCUGAGAGCAUCCGCACUCUCCGGGCCCCAUCGGAGUCCUCUGAUGACCAAGGCCAGCCAGCAGCCAAGAGAAUGCUGAGUCCCACCCGGGAGAAAGAGCUGUCAUUGUACAAGAAGACCAAGAGGGCCAUCAGCAGCAAGAAGUACAGCGUGGCCAAGGCUGAGGCUGAGGCUGAGGCCACGACACCCAUUGAGCUCAUCAGCAGAGGCCCUGAUGGCCGCUUUGUGAUGGAUCCCUCUGAGAUGGAGCCCUCGAUGAAGAGCAGGCGCAUUGAGGGCUUUCCCUUUGCCGAGGAGACGGACAUGUACCCUGAGUUCCGCCAGUCAGAUGAGGAGAACGAGGACCCGCUGGUGCCCACAUCUGUGGCUGCCUUGAAGUCCCAGCUGACCCCUCUGUCAUCCAGCCAGGAGUCCUACCUGCCACCACCAGCAUACAGCCCUCGGUUCCAGCCCCGUGGGCUGGAGGGCCCCGGCGGCCUGGAAGGUCGGCUCCAGGCCACAGGCCAAGCCAGACCUCCCGCCCCCCGGCCCUUCCACCAUGGCCAGUAUUAUGGGUACCUCAGCAGCAGCAGCCCUGGGGAGGUGGAGCCACCGCCCUUCUACAUGCCAGAAGUGGGCAGCCCCUUGAGCUCUGUCAUGUCCUCCCCACCCCUGCAUACUGAGGGGCCUUUUGGCCACCCCACCAUUCCUGAGGAAAACGGAGAGAACGCUUCCAACAGCACGCUGCCCUUGACUCAGACACCCACGGGAGGGCGCUCCCCUGAGCCCUGGGGUCGGCCAGAAUUCCCCUUUGGGGGACUGGAAACCCCGGCCAUGAUGUUUCCCCACCAGCUGCACCCCUGUGACGUAGCCGAGAGUCUGCAGCCCAAGGCUUGCCUCCCUCGAGGACUGCCCCCCACCUCCCUGCAGGUGCCCGCGGCCUACCCGGGCAUCCUGUCUCUGGAGGCGCCCAAGGGCUGGGCAGGCAAGUCGCCGGGCAGAGGCCCCGUCCCAGCACCGGCCUCUGCUAAGUGGCAGGACAGACCUAUGCAACCUCUGGUGAGCCAAGGGCAGCUAAGACAUACCAGCCAAGGUAUGGGCAUACCCGUGUUGCCUUACCCCGAGCCGGCUGAGCCGGGGGGGCACAGCGGCCCCAGCACAUUUGGCCUGGACACCCGGUGGUACGAGCCCCAGACCCGGCCCCGGCCCAGCCCCCGGCAGGCCAGGCGCGCCGAGCCCAGUUUACAUCAAGUGGUGCUACAGCCCUCCCGGCUCUCGCCUCUGACCCAAAGUCCCCUGAGCUCCCGCACCGGCUCCCCUGAGCUUGCCGCCCGGGCCCGGCCCCGUCCGGGCCUCCUGCAGCAGGCAGAAAUGUCGGAGAUCACCCUGCAGCCACCAGCCGCUGUCAGCUUCUCUCGCAAGUCCACACCAUCCACCGGCUCCCCUUCCCAGAGCAGCCGCAGCGGGAGCCCCAGCUACCGGCCCACCAUGGGCUUCACCACUCUGGCCACAGGCUACCCCUCCCCUCCGCCAGGCCCUGCAGGGCCUGCGGACAACCUGGAUGUGUUUGGACAGACGCCUUCCCCUCGAAGGAUGGGGGAGGAGCUGCUCAGACCAGAGCCCCCCCCACCGCCAUUACCUACUUCAGGAACACAUCCACCUGCACCUGGGCAUGCUGCUGCACCUGAGAGGCUGGAGGCUCUGAAAUACCAACGGAUAAAGAAGCCCAAAAAGUCAUCCAAGGGCUCUUCGAAGUCAAAGAAACGAUCCGACGGUUCUGCCUCCCAGGCUCAGCAGCUUCCAGACUCCCAGGUUCUGUGGCCCGAUGAAGCCGUCUGCCUCCGAAAGAAGAAGAGACACUCUCGGCCUGACCCUUUUGCCCGCCUCUCAGACCUGUGCCACCGCCAGCUUCCAGAAGACCAGACGGCAAUUCUCAACAGCGUGGAUCAUGAUGACCCUGGCCAUGCCACCCUGCUGUGA
Messenger RNA from Prionailurus viverrinus (fishing cat), 4320 nucleotides. It is a transcript of the gene IGSF9B, whose product is annotated as immunoglobulin superfamily member 9B. The transcript has 20 exons. Gene Ontology annotation, biological process: cell-cell adhesion. Gene Ontology annotation, molecular function: protein binding. Lineage: Eukaryota; Metazoa; Chordata; Mammalia; Carnivora; Felidae. The record is from RefSeq and is a predicted model, not a curated record. The coding region runs from base 1 to 4320 and encodes 1439 amino acids.